UCGAUGCAACCUCCUCCUGGAAAGAGAGCAUGACCAGAGUUUCCUUUCUUUUUUUUUAGGAGCUUCAUCUGAUCAAGUUUUAGAUAAGAUCUUGAAUCAACACCCAUUGCCUCCUUUUGCACUUCUCUCUCUCUCUCUCUCGCUCUCUCUCUCUCUCCCAUAUUCGUGACCAUGAACGGCCCUGAAGACCCAAACCCUAAUCGCACUUGCUUUGAAGAGAUGGUCGAUCUGUCGGAGUUCGAGUUAUCGGAUUAUCUCCUUCUCGAAGGUAAUUUCGAGGGAGAUCUGUCGGCAAAAACAAUGGCUAAUUCCGAGGAAAAUUCCGUGGGCAGCUCCAGCGGGUUUGCUUGCCACGAAGCCAGUGAAAGAAGAAAUAGCGACAUAAGAUGCAAAAGAGGGAAGAAGAAGUUAGAUACUGCAAUUAGGGUUGCAUUCCGGACCAAAUCGGAGCUCGAGGUCAUGGAUGACGGAUUCAAAUGGCGAAAGUAUGGCAAGAAAUCAGUCAAGAACAGCCCUAACCCUAGGAAUUACUAUAAGUGCUCGAGUGGAGGGUGCAACGUGAAGAAGAGGGUGGAGAGAGAUAGGGACGACUCGAGGUACGUGAUAACAACGUACGAGGGCGUCCACAACCACGAGAGUCCAUGUCUUGUGUAUUACAACUACAAGCAGAUGAGGCCUGUCGUGGACGCUGUCGUUUCUGGCGCUUGGGAUCCGCAGGGCCCUCCUUCACAUUACUUUCCCUCCUCAUAGAGGCACUUCAUCAAGCCCUCCUUUUGCCAUACUUCAAUUGGUCUCAACAUGUAUCUACUCGCACGAGAGGCUCACGUGAGUAACGUCGUCUCUCUUGAUGAGUAUUGUGUAAAAGUUUCUUUGCCUUGACCCCGAUUCGUUAUAGACUCGGUGAAUCGCGAUAUGGUUGUCUUGCCUGAUCUAAUGGCACUCGCAUUUGAAUGAGUGCGUUUCCCUUUCUCUUGUUAAUCUUGAAUUAUAAAGUUGGAAUUGGCAUUUCACAA
Molecule: messenger RNA, 1013 nt
Organism: Syzygium oleosum
Lineage: Eukaryota; Viridiplantae; Streptophyta; Magnoliopsida; Myrtales; Myrtaceae
Product: probable WRKY transcription factor 51
Exons: 3
Coding region: 172-750 (192 amino acids)
Biological process (GO): regulation of DNA-templated transcription
Molecular function (GO): DNA-binding transcription factor activity; sequence-specific DNA binding
Source: RefSeq, a predicted model, not a curated record